Molecule: messenger RNA, 3403 nt
Organism: Hippocampus zosterae (dwarf seahorse)
Lineage: Eukaryota; Metazoa; Chordata; Actinopteri; Syngnathiformes; Syngnathidae
Gene: elmo1
Product: engulfment and cell motility 1 (ced-12 homolog, C. elegans)
Exons: 22
Coding region: 16-2451 (811 amino acids)
Biological process (GO): actin filament organization; cell motility
Cellular component (GO): guanyl-nucleotide exchange factor complex; plasma membrane
Source: RefSeq, a predicted model, not a curated record
UGCCGGGUGAGCUCAAUGAAUGGGACCUUAAUUGACAUUGUUAGCGGUGACGUCACGCUUCCUCAUCCUCCUCGGCGCAGCCGCGCGGACUCGUUUCCUCUUUUCUCAACAAACGCCUACUUCCUCCCCCCCCCUUGCGCUCCACCGUGGCGUCGACAAAGCCGAUUAUUUUCCGGACGACAUCUUGAGCAGGUUGGAAUAGGCCAAACGCCAGUCGCUCGAGGUGUGGAUGAUCGUCCUGCAACUUUCGAGAAAGAGCCGCGAGAGCACCGUAAGCCGCCAUGCCGCCACCCGCCGACACCCUCAAGGUGGCCAUCGAGUGGCCGGGGGCCUUCCCCAAGCUCAUGGAGAUUGACCAGAAAAAGCCGCUCUCGGCCAUCAUCAAAGAGCUGGUCUCUGGGGAAUCAUGAAAAUUUUGCACUGCAAAUUGCAGACGCCACCAAUUUCUACAUCACUGAAAAGAAUCGCAACGACAUCAAGAACGGCUCCAUCCUGCGCUUGACCACCUCACCUUACCAGACGGCGCUGCAGCUCCACGAGCGCAUCCAGUCGUCCAGUAUGGACGCCAAGCUGGAGGCGCUGAAGGACCUGGCCAGCGCCUCACGCGACAUCACCUUCGCCUUGGACUUCAUCAACAUGGACGGCAUCUCGCUGCUCACCCAGAUGGUGGAGAGCGGCACCGAGCGCUAUCAGAAACUCCAGAAGAUUAUGAAGCCCUGUUUCGGCGACCUGCUUUCGUUCACGCUCACGGCCUUCGUGGAGCUGAUGGACCACGGCAUCGUCUCCUGGGACACUUUCUCCGUGGCCUUCAUCAAGAAGAUCGCCGGCUACGUCAACAAGGCGGCCAUGGAUACGGCCGUGCUACAGCGCUCGCUGGCCAUCCUGGAGUCCAUGGUGCUCAACAGCCAAGACCUCUACCACAAGGUGGCGCAGGAGAUCACCAUCGGGCAGCUCAUCCCGCACCUGCAGGGGACAGAUCAGGACAUCCAGACCUACACCAUCGCCGUCAUCAAUGCGCUCUUCCUCAAAGCUCCCGAGGAAAGGAGACAAGAGAUGGCGCACAUCUUGGCCCAGAAGCAACUGCGCUCCAUCAUCCUCAGCAACGUGAUCCGGAGCCCGAUGCCCAUCAACGACGAGAUGGCGCACCAACUGUACGUCCUGCAGGUUCUCACCUUCAACCUGCUGGAGGACCGCAUGAUGACCAAGAUGGACCACCAGGACCAGGCUCAACGGGACAUCAUCUUCGAGCUCCGCCGGAUUGCCUUCGACAUGGACUGCGAGUCCAACAACGGCAGCAGCACAGAGAAGCGCAAGUCCAUGUACACGCGCGACUAUAAGAAGCUCGGAUUCAUCAACCACGUGAACCCGGCUGUGGAUUUCACACAGAUUCCUCCCGGGAUGUUGGCGCUGGACAACAUGCUGUACUUUGCCAGGCACCACCAGGAUGCCUACAUCAGGAUCGUUCUGGAGAACAGCAGUCGAGAAGACAAGCACGAGUGUCCGUUCGGGCGCAGCAGUAUCGAACUUACGAAGAUGCUCUGCGAGAUCCUCAAAGUCGGCGAGCUGCCCGGCGAAAACUGCCACGACUUUCACCCCAUGUUCUUCACGCACGACCGCUCCUUCGAGGAGUUCUUCUGCAUCUGCAUCCAACUGCUCAACAAGACCUGGAAGGAGAUGCGGGCCACCAACGAAGACUUCAACAAAGUCAUGCAGGUGGUGCGGGAGCAGAUCAUGAGAGCAUUGACGCUGAAGCCUAACUCGCUGGACCAGUUCAAGAGCCGCCUGCAGAACCUGAGCUACGCCGAGAUCCUCAAGAUACGACAGUCGGAGAGGAUGAAUCAGGAGGACUUCCAGUCCCGACCCAUCCUGGAGCUGAGGGAGAAGAUCCAGCCGGAGAUUAUGGAGCUGAUCAAACAGCAGAGGCUCAAUCGACUAUGUGAAGGGACGUGCUUCAGGAAGAUCAGCAGUCGCAGGAGACAAGACAAAUUCUGGUACUGCCGGCUUUCCCCCAACCACAAGGUCUUGCACUACGGGGACCUUGAGGAGAGUCCCCAAGGGGAGGUACCCCACGACUCUCUGCAGGACAAAUUGCCCGUGGCGGAUAUCAAGGCGGUCAUCACGGGAAAAGACUGUCCUCACAUGAAAGAGAAGGGCGCUCUCAAGCAGAACAAGGAGGUGCUGGAGUUGGCCUUCUCCAUCCUAUACGAGUCGGAUGAGUAUUUAAACUUUAUUGCCCCGGACAAGCACGAGUACUGCGUCUGGACUGAUGGUCUGAACGCACUUCUGGGCAAGGAGAUGACCAGUGACUACACCAAAUCCGACAUGGACACGCUGCUCUCCAUGGAGAUGAAGCUCCGCCUGCUGGACCUGGAGAACAUCCAGAUCCCCGAAGCCCCGCCCCCUAUUCCCAAAGAGCCCAGCAACUAUGACUUUGUUUACGAUUGUAACUAGCUUAGCUUAGCCCUGAUGUAUUCACUGGAUCACCCCCCCCCCUUCUUCCUUAAAACUGGACUAUUUCAAGAACUGUGAUUUUUUUUUCCUUGUUGCUAUGGAGACCACAAGAAACCUGGAAGGGACUUCAACUCAAGAAACUCUUGGAGUUCUUUUUUGUUUUUGUAUGAUUUGUCCUCAGGGCUUCUGUGCAGGGAGGUUUGGCCAUGUUAGUUGAAGUCCACUUAUUUCCUGUCACAACGACACAAGUUUCGCCAUGUUUGUGGCAGCUAAAUGUUUUUUCCCCACACCAUGAGAAGUACUUUUAACACACACAAAAAAAAAUCUCACUUCUUGUCCACUCAAGACUGUUAGAACUUUCCCCCACCCCUUUGUCGCAAAAUCACCGACUGACUGCUGUACACCACAUUCCUGAGCAAUAUUGAGUUUAUCAUUCAGUUUUUAUUUCUUGAAUUGUGAUGCUGUUGCAAAAGUUUUUUGGGUGGUGGAAAAGGGAAGCUAUUAUGUUCUUUCAAAGUUAGUUUUUUUUUUUUUUAAACAAACGGAUAAUGGUUGUGAUUUCUAGUAUGAUUUAUAUUAGAUGUAUAUAUUUUAAAAAAUACAGUAUUUCCAAACCCCUACACCAGGGGUGCCUCAAGUCCGGUCCUCGAGGGCCCCGAUCCAGCCUGUUUUAGAUCACCCUCUUCCAACACACCUGAUUGAAAUGAUCAGAAUCGUAAAUUUAGGCUUCUCAGAGCUUGCCGAUGAGCUGAUCAUUUGAAUGAUGUGUUUGAGGAGGGAGACAUCUCAAAUAGGCUGGUCCAGCCGGGUUCUUCAGGACUGGACUUGGGCACCGCCCCCGACACUCACGCCUCCCAAUCCCUUCCUAUUUAAGACCGUCAUCACCUUUUGUCUUUAGGAUUUUUCAAAGCCCCACAAAACUGCUGUUUACAUUAAACGUUGAAAGGUACAA